AUGGAGCGACGAGGAGGAGACGCCGACGACACGGUUCUCACCUUCACGGGCCUCACCGCCGUAACCUUGACGUCGGGCGUGUCCGCCUACAGAGCCGCGGCCGCAGGGGACGUCGGUUCCGCGGCGUUCGUGGGCGUCAGCUACGCCGCGCUGCUGCUUCUGUUCCGCAGCCUCCGCGCCUACGAGCGGUUGCCGCCGCCGCGCCAGCUAGCGGCCGACACCGACGACGACGACGACGACGGCAGGAGACUGCGGCGUCGGGUGAAACGGGAGGUCUGGACGCUUUGCACGAUGCUCACCGUGCUGUUCGCGUGGAAGGUGGCUGCCGCGAUGCCCUCCUGGCCCGUCGCCGCCGCCGUGUGGGCGAUGGCGGUUGUCACCGCGGUUGGCGGCUUUCUUGCCUUGUUUUGUCGUCAUCCAUGA
Miscanthus lutarioriparius is the source of this 423-nucleotide messenger RNA. The record is from the annotation of a GenBank genome assembly. Lineage: Eukaryota; Viridiplantae; Streptophyta; Magnoliopsida; Poales; Poaceae.